This is a messenger RNA of Rhodamnia argentea, 1510 nucleotides long. RefSeq names its product guanine nucleotide-binding protein subunit beta-2. NCBI's taxonomy places the organism in Eukaryota, Viridiplantae, Streptophyta, Magnoliopsida, Myrtales, Myrtaceae. Gene Ontology annotation, biological process: G protein-coupled receptor signaling pathway. The transcript has 6 exons. Gene Ontology annotation, molecular function: protein binding; signaling receptor complex adaptor activity. Gene Ontology annotation, cellular component: cytoplasm; heterotrimeric G-protein complex. The record is from RefSeq and is a predicted model, not a curated record. The coding region runs from base 110 to 1243 and encodes 377 amino acids.
CCCGCUCCUCCGAUGCAUCAUCGCCGAAGCCUAACCCGCAGUUCUCGGUGAUGAGCCGAGCGGAGCGAUGACGGCUUCUGUUUAGGAAGAACUUUGCGCGCGCGAGACGAUGUCCGUGGCGGAGCUGAAGGAGCGCCACAAGGUCGCGACCGAGACCGUCAAUUCUCUGCGGGAGCGCCUGAAGCAGAAGCGAGUCCAGCUGCUCGACACCGAUGUGGCCGGGUACGCGAGGGCUCAGGGGAGGACUCUGGUUACUUUUGGGCCGACGGAUCUGGUGUGCUGCCGGACCUUGCAGGGCCACACUGGCAAGGUCUACUCGCUAGAUUGGACUCCUGAAAAGAAUCGCAUUGUCAGUGUGUCUCAAGAUGGGAGAUUUAUAGUCUGGAAUGCUCUGACCAGUCAGAAAACUCAUGCCAUAAAGCUUCCUUGUGCAUGGGUAAUGACAUGUGCUUUUGCACCGAAUGGUCAGUCUGUUGCCUGUGGCGGUCUUGAUAGUGUUUGCUCUAUCUUCAACCUCAAUUCCCCCGUUGACAGGGAUGGUAAUCUACCAGUAUCAAGAAUGCUAAGUGGGCAUAAGGGUUAUGUGUCGUCAUGUCAGUAUGUGCCAGAUGAAGACGCUCACCUGAUUACAGGAUCUGGUGACCAGACAUGUGUCUUGUGGGAUAUUACUACAGGUCUCAGAACUUCUGUCUUUGGAGGAGAAUUUCAAUCAGGGCAUACUGCUGAUGUUUUAAGUGUGUCAAUAAAUGGAUCGAACUCAAGAAUGUUCAUUUCUGGUUCGUGUGACUCAACUGCCCGGCUAUGGGAUACUCGCGUUGCAAGUCGAGCCGUUCAUACAUAUAAUGGACAUGAAGGCGAUGUAAAUGCCGUAAAGUUCUUUCCAGAUGGAAAUAGAUUUGGAACAGGGUCUGAUGAUGGUACUUGCAGGCUCUUUGACAUCAGAACAGGGCACGAACUCCAAGUAUACUAUCAGCAGAGUGGCAUCAAUGAGAUCCCUCACGUCACUUCCAUUGCAUUUUCCAUUUCGGGGAGGCUGCUAAUUGCUGGAUACUCAAAUGGUGAUUGCUAUGUGUGGGAUACAUUAUUGGCUCAGGUAGUGUUGAACUUAGGACAAUUGCAAAAUUCACAUGAAGGUCGGAUCACCUGUUUGGGUGUGUCUGCUGAUGGAAGUGCGUUGUGUACUGGCAGUUGGGAUACAAAUCUAAAGAUUUGGGCUUUUGGAGGGAUUCGGAGGGUGACUUGAUUCUCCAGGAGCCGAAGCCUAUGAUUUCCUCAAGGUUUCUCUCAUUCCAUGUCAUCGCGCCCGUUUUAUUACUUGCCCAUAGUUUGUGGAAAAAUAGUUUGAGAAGCCCUAGUCCUGUAAGUGCAUUGUUGUAAUUCUCAUGAUAAAAAUGAAAAUGACCUGGAUGCAAUCAGUCGUCUCAUGAUAACUAGAACAAGGUUCCCGUGGUUGUAAUUUUAUCCUCGUUGUUUCUGUGCUUGCUCUGUUCCCAAAGGUCAUUCUCAUGAA